Molecule: messenger RNA, 971 nt
Organism: Strongylocentrotus purpuratus (purple sea urchin)
Lineage: Eukaryota; Metazoa; Echinodermata; Echinoidea; Camarodonta; Strongylocentrotidae
Product: quinone oxidoreductase-like
Exons: 7
Coding region: 1-852 (283 amino acids)
Cellular component (GO): cytosol
Molecular function (GO): quinone reductase (NADPH) activity; zinc ion binding; mRNA 3'-UTR binding
Source: RefSeq, a predicted model, not a curated record
AUGAAAGCUGCAGGAAUCAAUGAGUUGGAUCUUCGAAUUCGUGCUACUGGAUGGCGUACUUAUAAACCACCAUUCAUUCUUGGUUUAGACGGCUCAGGGAUCAUUCACAGUGUCGGGCAGGGACCUGGGGAUCGAGUCUAUGUCUUCCAGCCUAUUACAGGAACCUACGCAGAAUUUUGUUUAGCGGCUGAGGAUAGAGUCUACAAACUUUCAAACAACUUGUCUUAUGAGGAGGGCGCUGUAUUACCCAACCCAUAUUUCUCUGCAAUCAGAUGUUUGAAAAGGGCGGGAUUUAAGAGAGGUGAAACGGUUCUUGUCAAUGGUGCAAGUGGAGGGUUUGGGCUGGGAGCAAUUCAGCUAGCUCGUGCUUUAGGUGCGUCGAAAGUGGUAGGCACGGCUGGGACAGAGAAGGGACAAGAAUUGGUGGAGCAGAUGGGAGCUGAUGAAGUCUUAAAUUACAAAAGUCCAGAUUUUAAGAGAGAUCUUAGGGAUGUCUUUGGACCUAAAGGUGUGGACAUCAUAAUUGAAACGAAUGUUGAUGUCAACUUCGAAAUGGAUAUGAACCUCGCUGCUCGUUUGGGGCGUAUUAUGGUACUUGGCAAGCGUGGUAAGGCGGUCUGCACUCCUCAGAAUCUAGUGUUCAAGGAAACUACUGUCAUGGGAUGUGCUCUUUUCUUCUGUGACUCGAGUGAGAGAGUGAAAAUGAGCGAGAUUGUCGACCAAGGGGCGGAAGACGGAUGGCUGAAAACGUACGUCGGCUGGUCUUUCAAACUCAGUGACGUUGCCGCUAGUCAUAAAUUCAUUGAGAACCGGAAGGGCGCUUCUGGAAAGCUGAUACUUUUGAUCGAUUGAUUGGUUUCAUAUUAUACAGUUUAAAGGCUGUGGACAUAGCUUAUCGCGAUCCAAAAAAAAAUCAAAACUUUCUUGAAAGACCGUCACCACUACUGGGCCAGAAGGGAUUAGACCACACA